Molecule: messenger RNA, 1825 nt
Organism: Arachis duranensis
Lineage: Eukaryota; Viridiplantae; Streptophyta; Magnoliopsida; Fabales; Fabaceae
Product: metal tolerance protein 11
Exons: 6
Coding region: 300-1490 (396 amino acids)
Biological process (GO): monoatomic cation transport; transmembrane transport
Cellular component (GO): membrane
Molecular function (GO): manganese:proton antiporter activity
Source: RefSeq, a predicted model, not a curated record
CCUUCAGCUCAUUUCUUUUUCAUGCCUUUCAAUUCCCCCUCUCACGUUUCGAACGAAACUAUUUCAAUUGUGUCUGCAUCUUUAUUACUAGCAAAGAAGAAAGAAGAGAGAAGAAAGAAGAAAGUAUAUCAUAGCAUCAACACCAACCACAACCACAACGUUCUCUAAAAUGCAUCAAUGCAAUCACAACCGUUGAUUCUUCUUCUUUCAAAAUCUUGAUCUACUUUUUCAGUUAACAACGACGACGGCGAGAACGUUAUAAACGACGGCGUUUUAGGGGUUUGUGGUGAACCGAGACAAUGGUGGAGACGUUGGAGGUGCAAAGCGACGAGCAGAGGUCGCUGCUGUCGCCGGAUUCGAACAAUGGCGACCCUUCAUGGCGGUUGAACUUCGAAGGGUUUCAGAUGUCGUCGCCGCACGCCGACAAGCAAGUGAAACCCUCACGUGGAAUCCAUGACUGCUACGGUGUUCUAGGGCAAGAAGAUGACAUUGCUGAGUACUAUCAGCAACAGGUUGAAGUGCUAGAGGGCUUUAAUGAAAUGGAUGCCUUGGCAGAACGUGGUUUUAUUCCUGGGAUGUCAAAGGAGGAGCAGGAAAAGCUAGCAAGAAGCGAGACAUUUGCCAUCAGACUAUCAAAUGUAGCAAACAUGGUUCUCUUUAUUGCUAAAGUCUAUGCAUCAAUCAGAAGUGGUUCCUUGGCCAUCAUUGCAUCCACUUUGGACUCACUUCUUGAUCUCCUGUCUGGAUUCAUACUCUGGUUUACUGCAUUUUCCAUGCAAACACCGAACCCAUAUCAGUACCCUAUAGGAAAAAAGAGAAUGCAACCUUUGGGGAUUCUUGUUUUUGCCUCUGUUAUGGCAACACUAGGAUUGCAAAUUAUUUUGGAGUCAAUGCGGACACUAUUAUCAGAUGAAAAUGCAUUCAGCUUGACCAGAGAACAAGAGCAGUGGAUUGUUGGUAUUAUGCUUUCAGUGACGUUGGUCAAAUUCCUCCUAAUGAUCUAUUGCCGCUCCUUUACUAAUGAGAUUGUCAAAGCCUAUGCCCAAGAUCACUUUUUUGAUGUGAUCACAAAUGUCAUUGGUCUCAUUGCUGCACUUUUGGCAAAUUAUGUCGAUGAUUGGAUGGAUCCUGUUGGUGCUAUCAUUCUGGCUUUGUACACUAUCCGCACAUGGUCUUUGACAGUGCUGGAAAACGUGAAUUCCCUGGUUGGAAGAUCAGCUGCUCCAGAGUAUCUUCAGAAACUAACAUACCUCUGCUGGAACCACCACAAGGCUGUGCGGCACAUUGACACUGUGCGUGCUUACACUUUUGGGUCUCACUACUUUGUUGAGGUUGAUAUUGUCCUGCCUUCUGAUAUGCCCUUGCAAGAGGCUCAUGACAUUGGGGAAUCGCUGCAAGAAAAGCUUGAGCUUUUGCCUGAGAUUGAACGCGCCUUUGUUCAUCUUGAUUAUGAGUACAGUCACAAACCUGAGCAUGCCCAAUCCCAUUGAUAGCAGCGAUUAGGAAAUGCAAUGCCUUGCCAUCAAUUGUAAAUGUGAACCAUUUCACUUGGAUUCAACUCUAAAGUUGCUAAUCUUUCCACAUAACCCUGUCAUGCACAUAAGUUCUUAAAUCUCAACUUGGUGAUAUAUGCCCCAAGUGUAUGUCAUGAUAGGAAAAUCAUGCAGAGAUCCUUGAACAUCCCAGAGUACUAUAGUAGCUGAAAUAGAAUCCUUGCUUCUACCUCUAUUCAGGUACAGUAUCACCCGUGUUUUGUAUCUCAAUAUAGGGUGCUGGUUAAAAUGUGCAAAUAUAAUGUUUUCCUUGGACCAGUUUCAUGAUUAAA